AUAGUUUGUGAUUUACAUUUUACGAAUGAUGUAUUUCUUCGUAACAAAGAAAAGUUUUGUUUUUCGUUUUAUGUUGCAUUAAACGCAUGCUCAAUGGCCAAAUUUAAAAAUAUUCUGUCAAAUCUAUUUCCUAAAUCUAGUUCAAAACUAGAAAUCGAUGCGGCUGUUGUUCCUAGAAGAACUAAUGAUGAAGACAGUGAUAAACCUGCAAAUCAAAAUAACUCUCAGGUGGCUGUUUCGGAAGUAAAUACCACUGGUUAUUUAGUGACACCUUUCGAUUCGGCGAUAUCGGGGCAGCAGCUGCAAUUAGCUAGUCCCACCGCGGGAGCUCUAACGCAAAAUGUAGUUAAUAAUGUUCAGAACAACACGCUGACUGCCCCACAGACGUCAAUAACAAACACUGCGGGAGUUCAAGUUUAUCAGAUUAAAGGUUCAAAGAAUGUUCACAUCGGAAACAGUUUCACAUUCAAUUGCGAAACAGGAGAGGAACGAGCGAAAUCAAUCACCGGCAAUGGACAGGUAAAGUGGGCCAAUUUAAAACUUUCGGACACUAUCAAGCAGAUGAUGGAAUGCGAAGAUGAUUUGGACACUGGCAUGAUGGAGACAAUAUCCAGACAUUUGGGAUACGAAUGGAAAAGCUUCGCCAGGAGCUUAUGUUACUCCGAUGGUCAGAUUGAAUCAUUCGAAUGUGACAACAGAACGCUUUCAGAGCAAAUAUAUCAUUUUGUGUUGGACUGGACUCGUAACGAUGAUGAACCAACACUUGGUAGGAUGACGAAGUUACUUUGGGAAAGGAAGCACAAGGAAACAGUGUAUCACAUGAAAAUUUUAUGGAAGAAACGGAAGCAAACUUCUGUUGACUGAGCUCAUAGAUUGUUUACGAGAAGAGAAGGCCGUAAAUCCAAGAAACACGGGCUGUGCUUUGAGGUGUGAAUGUAUAGCUUAGAAGGAAAAUUCCCAUAAGUGCCUUAACGAACUCAAAAGUAUAUAUUUACAUUCGAAAUACUUAUUUUUUUAUCAUUGUCAAAUAAAUGUUUUGGAACAA
Molecule: messenger RNA, 1045 nt
Organism: Toxorhynchites rutilus septentrionalis
Lineage: Eukaryota; Metazoa; Arthropoda; Insecta; Diptera; Culicidae
Gene: imd
Product: protein immune deficiency
Exons: 2
Coding region: 94-864 (256 amino acids)
Biological process (GO): signal transduction
Molecular function (GO): protein binding
Source: RefSeq, a predicted model, not a curated record